Molecule: messenger RNA, 1710 nt
Organism: Sorex araneus (European shrew)
Lineage: Eukaryota; Metazoa; Chordata; Mammalia; Eulipotyphla; Soricidae
Gene: KRT8
Product: keratin 8
Exons: 9
Coding region: 57-1526 (489 amino acids)
Cellular component (GO): keratin filament
Source: RefSeq, a predicted model, not a curated record
CCGUCUAGAGUUUCUGUCCCACCUGCCUCUGGCUUGCUCCCACCCCAGCUGCCACCAUGUCCAUGAAGGUCACCCAGAAAUCCUACAAGAUCUCCUCGACGUCGGGCCCCCGGAGCUUCAGCAGCCACUCGUACUCCAGUGGGCCCGCCUCGCGCGUCGUCAGCUCCUCCACCCUGACCCGGAUGGGCAGCACCAGCGGCGGCCGGGCUAGCUUCAACAGCAGCAUGAGCCUCAUGGGGGGCUACGGGGGCGUGGGCAGCAUGGGGGGCAUCACAGCUGUCACGGUGAACCAGAGCCUGCUCAAACCCGUGCCGCGGGAGGUGGACCCCAACAUCCAGGCCGUGCGCAUCCAGGAGAAGGAGCAGAUCAAGACCCUCAACGACAAGUUCGCCUCGUUCAUCGACAAGGUCCGGACUCUGGAGCAGCAGAACAAGAUCCUGGAGACCAAAUGGAGCCUCCUGCAGCAGCAGAAGACGUCACGCAGCAACAUGGACAACAUGUUCGAGAGCUACAUCAACAACCUGCGGCGGCAGCUGGAGGGGCUGGCCCAGGAGAAGAUGAAGCUGGAGGUGGAGCUCGGCAACAUGCAGGGGCUGGUGGAGGACUUCAAGAACAAGUAUGAGGAUGAGAUCAAUAAGCGCACAGAGAUGGAGAAUGAAUUUGUUCUCAUCAAGAAGGACGUGGAUGAAGCUUACAUGAACAAGGUGGAGCUGGAGUCCCGCCUGGAAGGGCUGACCGAUGAGAUCAACUUCUACAGGCAGCUGUAUGAAGAGGAGAUCCGUGAGCUGCAGUCCCAGAUCUCGGACACAGCUGUGGUCCUGUCCAUGGACAACAGCCGCACCCUGGACCUGGACGGCAUCAUCGCCGACGUCAAGGCCCAGUACGAGGCCAUCGCCAACCACAGCCGGGCUGAGGCGGAGAGCAUGUACCAGAUCAAGUACACAGAGCUGCAGAAGUUGGCUGGAAAGCACGGGGAAGACCUCCGCCGCACGAAGACGGAGAUUUCCGACAUGAACCGCAACAUCACUAGGAUCCAGGCGGAGAUCGAGGGCUACAAAAACCAGAGAGCGACCCUGGAGGCGGCCAUCUCGGACGCGGAGCAGCGCGGGGAGCUGGCCCUCAAGGAUGCCAGGAACAAGCAGGCCGAGCUGGAGGCCGCCCUGCAGAGGGCCAAGCAGGACAUGGCGCAGCAGCUGCGCGAGUACCAGGAGCUGAUGAACGUGAAGCUGGCGCUGGACAUCGAGAUCGCCACCUACCGCAAGCUGCUGGAGGGCGAGGAGAGCCGGCUGGAGUCUGGUAUGCAGAACUUGAGCAUCCACACCAAGACUUCCAGCGGCUACGCAAGUGGGUUGAGCUACGGCAGCCUCCCGAGCCCCGGAAUGACCAGCCUGAACUCCAACUUCAGCUCCAUCGGCAGCCCUGGCGGCUUCACUCGGGUCAGCUCCACCAAAGCCGUGGUGGUGAAGAAGAUCGAGACCCGGGACGGGAAGCUGGUGUCUGAGUCCUCCGACGUCCUGUCCAAGUGAAGGGCCGCCUCGGGCCCUCCUCGCAUCUUUGGGCGCCGGAGUUGCUCAGGGGCGACUAGAGGUUGGAGACAGACCUGAAGCUCAGCUCCUCAGAUGCUCCGGGGCAGAUGUCCCCCGGGGUACCCCACCCCACGGUCCCCUCCCCCAAGUGAAGGCUCACCGAAGUGUCUUUUCCAAAAUAAAG